AUGCCAUCUCAACCCGAAUUAACCCAACGAGGGCCAAAUUACGAUCCCGUCGAAAUCCAGAUCAGCAAUUUCAACAUGAAAACAGAAGAAUACGAACGUCGCGCAAAAGCUAGCCUGGCCGCCGAAAGUCAGCCUGGCCAUCCCAGUCCUCAUCCUUCCGAAACAGGUGCUUCGGGUGACACUGUGGCGAUCAAGGUCGAGGAGGAAGACAGCCCCACCGCAGAUCCACCUGAAGACGAUUGUUUAGUUUUAGCGUUAUGUUCAACAGAUUACACCUUGCCUGAUCAGUCAAAUCGACUCACCAUCAAUUAUUUGACCCUACGGCGUUUGAUCCGGCUGCGCUCGUUGUGGGAUUACCUAACGUUCGCUGGGUUGGAUGAGGAUCAGGUCGACGCGGUGGUGCCAAUACUGAAGGGCCAAUGUGUAACCAACUGGGACUUGUUCCUAUUCCCUAAAUAUAUCAGCGAGGAACGAUUGGGUAGUUGGGGGAUACCUUACGGAAUUUGUGUGCGGCUCGUGGUACAUGCUGAGAUGUUUUAUCGUUACCUUGCGAUGCAUUAUCCGUGA
This is a messenger RNA of Melampsora larici-populina 98AG31, 567 nucleotides long. RefSeq lists its product as uncharacterized. The coding region runs from base 1 to 567 and encodes 188 amino acids. The record is from RefSeq and is a predicted model, not a curated record. NCBI's taxonomy places the organism in Eukaryota, Fungi, Basidiomycota, Pucciniomycetes, Pucciniales, Melampsoraceae. The transcript is spliced from 3 exons.